AUGGGUAAUAAAAAUAGCAAAAUAACUGGAGAAUUUGAAGUUUACAUCUUGUAUAAGGCGCUUGGCAAAGAUUGUUACACUGGUUGGGGCGAUCGUCGUACUUCACAUCAUAUAUGUUUGUUAAAAUCAACAAAAACCGGUAAAUUUUAUUAUUCUGAACUAACAACAGAUAAUCCUAUCAAGAAGGGUAUUAUUAAAAUAAAAUUUGGUGAAUAUUCAUUUUUUCCAGGUGUUAUUAAUUAUGAUGUCAUUGGUUAUACAGAUAAAACGAUAGAUGAAAUGGAAGAAUUUGUUAAGAACAAUAAUUAUGAAGGAACAAUCUAUAAUUUAUUCUUCAAUAAUUGUCAAAAUUAUGCACAAGCUUUUAUUCGUUUUUUAAACAUAAAAGGUUCUUUUGGUCGAGCUGAAUGGGCUCAACAGGCUAAAACUCCAUCUGAAAUUUAUGUGCAUAACGUUCAGAGAGAACUUUUAUAA
This is a messenger RNA of Adineta ricciae, 474 nucleotides long. NCBI's taxonomy places the organism in Eukaryota, Metazoa, Rotifera, Eurotatoria, Adinetida, Adinetidae. The record is from the annotation of a GenBank genome assembly.